This is a messenger RNA of Seminavis robusta, 3118 nucleotides long. The record is from the annotation of a GenBank genome assembly. Lineage: Eukaryota; Bacillariophyta; Bacillariophyceae; Naviculales; Naviculaceae.
AGAGGACAACCCCUGGGCAAGUUUUUGCGCUGACGAGCGCCCAAAGGAACAACGGAACAGCAUCAGGGUGAACAAGCCAAAGGGAAUGUAACAAACGCUACAGCAGCUGAGCCAUUCCAAUAAGCAAGCCCUCAAUGAUAAAGGAGACACAGAAUCAAGAUGUUCAACAACAAGAAACCAGCAGCUCCUUUGAUGCCUUUGGAAUUUUUGGUGAGAUGAAAGGGGAGCAAGAGAAGACGGAGAUGGAGGUUGUAAUUGGAAAUCAGCACCCAACCACAUUUCACAACAGUCUUGAUUCAAAGAUUUCCUCACCCCAGGCCCUUAGAGAUGAUGUCAUCAGUAGCAUCCAGCCAUUCCCAACAUCAAAUCCACCAGAAAUGCAUCAAGCAAGAAGGGUCGGAGAGGACGGACCUGGGGUUUCCUCACUCCAGGCCGUUAAAGACGAAGCCAUCAAUAGCAUUCAGCCAUUACCUACAUCAACUCCACCAUCACUGAAUCGAGCAAGAAGGAUCAGAGAGGAUGGACCUGGAGCCUAUGCUGUGCUUGGGAUCAGACCAAUAUUUCACCGCCCAAGAAGUAGCCCAUUGACUGGAAGGAUUCCUGACACAGAAGGGCUGGGACUGGAAUUGGUGCCGGCAUCUCAAAUGGACAGAUAUCGUGCGGAUACUCUGAUUCAUGCUGACCCAAUUGAUGCCUCAGAAAAUGGGAGGAUUCCAACAGCAGAGCCAAUAACAACAAGGGCAAAGAAAAUUUGGAAGAAGAAACUGUUCCUGUUCCUCUCCCUGGAAACAAUGGUUGCCCAAGCAAUUGUUUUAAUUAUUCUUGUGGCACUUCUUCUUGCUCCAAAAUCGAGAAAUCAAACACAGCCAGUGAAGCAGCAAAAUGGAGUGAUUCCAAUGCAAGAAAAUCCAGGGACAAUAGCUUCAAUCACACAAGCACCACCAACAUCAAUGUCGCUAUGGGAAAGGCUAAAUCUACCUGGCUACACCCUCAGGGCUAUGGAGAAUCCUAGUUCUCCACAGACCCAGGCAUAUCAAUGGCUCAGCAACAAUGUCAACAAAUCCAACAAUACACAACUUCUCCCGGUAUGGAGACUGAAGCAAAGGUUUGCACUAGCCACAUUUUAUUAUUCAACACGGGGGGAACAUUGGGUAAAAAAUGAAGGCUGGCUAGAUUGGGAUUCCAAUGAGUGCAACUGGGAACAAAUUACUGGGGACCCAAACCAAGCCAAUUAUUGUGAUGACAAUGGGCAACUCCUCUCAUUGAAAUUUUGGUAUGCCAACAACUUGGACGGAACCAUGCCGGCAGAAAUAUCCCUGCUUCACGAGAGCUUGGAAGAACUUGCAAUAUCUUGGAGCUACCAGCUCAAAGGAAGCAUACCAACAGAGGUUGGGCUUAUGACAAGGCUGACACUCUUGUGGUUUACCACAACUCACUUGUCUGGCACACUACCAACAGAACUGGGUCGGCUACGAAACUUGGAGAGACUAUGGAUCUCAGGUAGCGAAUUUGAUGGGACUUUACCUACUGAGCUGGGCAACCUUAGCAACCUGACAGAACUUGUAUUCGAUAAAGCGAGGUUUUCUGGGUCAAUCCCCACUGAGAUUCUUGGAUUGUCGAACCUGAAGACCUUGGGUUUCUUAGAGUGCCCUUUGUUGGAUACAGCAUCUUUCCUCUCUGAGGUGGUUGAAAACCUGCACAAUUUGGAGUCGCUGAGUCUACGCUAUCAAAAACCUGUGGGGUUCACAUCAAUCCCAUCUGAAAUUGGCAGGCUGACCAACCUGGUAAAUCUUGUUUUCACUGACUUUCAACUCAAUGGGACAAUUCCAAGUGAGAUGGGAUUGUUGACAAAGCUCAACUGUUUGAACUUGCAAAGGAACUCCAUCACUGGCACAUUUCCAGAAGAGUUAUCAAAGAUGUCCCAGCUGAAAGUACUGCGCAUUUGUUCCAACCAAUUAGAAGGCAGACCACUAGAACAAGAUGUGUUCCCCCAACUCACCCAGCUACAGAAGUUGCAUAUCAAUGACAAUCUUUUCUCAGGCUCUAUUGCAACAGGAAUUGGUUUGUGGUCUAGCCUCAAGAAGCUUGAACUGCAAAACACGAAAAUGUCUGGCUCUCUUCCGACGGAACUGCUUUUGUUGGACAACUUGACCAGCUUGGUCGUGAUGAACACAUCCUUAUCUGGGAGCAUCCCCGUGGGAUUAUGUGGUGUCAUACUCACGCCAAGUGAAAUGAAACAUUUUGGUGGGAAACGCUAUGCUGUUCCAACAACCAACCUGUCAGUCUGCUAUGGAACUAAUCUUUGUGGCUGCAGUUGUGCUCCUUGCUUCUGAACUAACUAACCGACUCGACCGGACUCUAUUCUCUAGCUACCGGUAGUCUACUAGAGCCUGGCUAGUACUAGGUACAAGGUGCAGAUGGGCCCUUCAAGCCUCAUCAUCGUACUCUGGGAUGGGUUAGGUCCAUGUACAGGGCAGCCCGAUCAUUUUGGUCCAAGUGCGACGAGAACACCGUGGUCGGAGGGGCCUUUGUUUUGGUCCUUGCAGAUGCAAAAGGGCGGGCACUAUGUCCCGUUUGCUUUUUGACACUGACAAAGUGUGUUGGUAGCCGCAUUGUCAAAUAAGUUUGAUGAAAAGUCCCACAGCUCAGGAUUCGCUCGAAAAGGAUACGAAUGUACGAAUGCCGAGAAUUUUUGAAGGAAUGCUGGUAGGACCACUUACUUAGAUCGUCCUAUUGGGCGAGGUCCUUUUGAUUUUGAGUUGCUGGCUUUUCCUGGUUGAGAAUUGAGAACAAUAAGUUCUCUGGCCGGGCAUCUUGCAUGAUCUUAAAAUCUGUAUCAUGCGACUUCUUUGACUCUCCUUUCCUAUGCUGGCUGGAUGGGCCAUCCGAUGGAAAUCGCUUUCACGAGAAGGUAGCAACUGUAUGAUAGGGACAAUGUCAUGAUACACUCGAAACUCGAAGAUGCCAAAUAUACCAACCAUGCACCCAUGGAUUGCUACUAGCUAGUCUACCGGUACUACAUUGUCAUGUAAUGGGACAGCAGGCCAUAUCCCCAUUUCCGACAAAACCUAGUCAAUUGGUUCGAUUUGCUGAGGGUGUCUUGUAAAACAUGUUGGGG